Botrytis byssoidea is the source of this 762-nucleotide messenger RNA. RefSeq lists its product as uncharacterized. Gene Ontology annotation, molecular function: oxidoreductase activity, acting on the CH-OH group of donors, NAD or NADP as acceptor. The transcript has a single exon. Bases 1 to 762 code for a protein of 253 amino acids. The record is from RefSeq and is a predicted model, not a curated record. Lineage: Eukaryota; Fungi; Ascomycota; Leotiomycetes; Helotiales; Sclerotiniaceae.
AUGCCCUCCUCUUUCCAAAACAAGACUAUCCUGAUCACCGGCGCCGGAAGCGGCAUCGGCCGAGCUACGGCCAUCAAGUUAGCUUCUCUGGGCGCCUCUCUCUAUCUCUCCGACAUAAAUCCCGAGUCCGUCUCCCAAACCCGAGAACUAUGUUCGCCAUCCGAAGCAUCCUCCACACAGGAAGUCCACUUGCAUUCUCUAGACGUCAGUGAUUCUCACGCAUGUAUUACAUAUAUCCUUGAUGUCCUCCGCGAAUGCAAUACCAUCGAUCACGUGUUUAAUUGCGCGGGGAUUAAUCCGACCGCGAUACCCAUUGAGGAGAUCACGGACGAGUAUUGGGAUCGCCUGAUGAAUGUUAAUUUGAAAGGCACAUUCAAUAUCACGCGAGCUGUGGCUCCGCAUCUUACUGCGGGAUCUUCAUUCGUGAAUGUAUCAUCGGUCUGCGGGAUGGUUCCCGUCUCGCAAUUUUCGGUCUACUGCGCGACGAAGUAUGCGGUGGUGGGAUUCUCGAAAUGUAUGGCGUUGGAGUUGGGGGCGAGGGGCAUCAGAACGAAUGUGGUGGCGCCGGGGUAUAUUGAUACUCCGACCAAUGUGUCGGUGCUGGCGGGAGAAGAGGAGGUGAGGAAAAUGGAGGGGGCGGUCGCGAGUGGCAGGUUUGGCUUGCCGCAGGAGGUGGCGGAUGUGGUGGCUUUCUUAAUGAGUGAGGAGGCGAGAUAUGUUAAUGGGAGUGUGGUGGAGGUUAAUGGGGGGAUGGCUCAUUGA